Molecule: messenger RNA, 477 nt
Organism: Linum trigynum
Lineage: Eukaryota; Viridiplantae; Streptophyta; Magnoliopsida; Malpighiales; Linaceae
Source: the annotation of a GenBank genome assembly
AUGACAUCCCGCAAGGAGAACCAGAAGGCUUCCCCUAUCUUGCCUAAGCAAGGCAGGGACUCUGAUUCAAGUCCUGCAAAGGUCAAGCACAACCAAAGUGCCAAACAAGGAGCAGACGAAGGCGCCCACAAUCAAGGUGGGACCUCUCCUGCUGCUGCAACUAAGCAUAGAAACCCUUCUAGCCAACAGACUUCUUUUGUUACAGGGAGAACUGGCACAAGCAAGGGACCAACUGCGGAAGCUAAGACUGGACACCAACCCAAUAUAAAGCAACCAGCUGAGGGGAGGGAGGACAGACACAACACGAAAGGGUUAAUUAAGAACCAAGCUUCUGGGGAGGGACAACCUAGAAGGAUUGACUUUAAUCCUAAGAAGGAUGACAAGGAACAAGGGGCAGAAAGUGCCAAUGAACCAAUGGAUACUACAAGCGGAAGUAUUCUAGAGGUUAAGAAGAGCGCUAUGGCCGUCGACAAAUGA